This is a messenger RNA of Mytilus californianus (California mussel), 4083 nucleotides long. Its product is annotated as baculoviral IAP repeat-containing protein 2-like. Gene Ontology annotation, biological process: regulation of cell cycle; positive regulation of protein ubiquitination; negative regulation of apoptotic process. Gene Ontology annotation, cellular component: nucleus; cytoplasm. The transcript has 7 exons. The record is from RefSeq and is a predicted model, not a curated record. Lineage: Eukaryota; Metazoa; Mollusca; Bivalvia; Mytilida; Mytilidae. Gene Ontology annotation, molecular function: ubiquitin protein ligase activity; cysteine-type endopeptidase inhibitor activity involved in apoptotic process. The coding region runs from base 74 to 1150 and encodes 358 amino acids.
AUCCAAUAAAACAUAAACACAGCAUUAGAAAUUACUAAUCUUAGAAAAACAACCAAAUCCAACAUGACAUAAAAUGAAAACUUAUAUGAAUAGAAUGAAUGACAUAGCAAAGGCAUGGUUCAAUAGAAAUGAUCAGCCGGCAACGUACAGGAAUGGAGGCCUUAGUUUUACUGGAAACGCUGGGGACUUUUGUAAUCAAAAUACACGAAGUGACAUGGACAGUAGGACUACAACAUUUAACAAUUCUCAAAACUCCAGAAAAGGACCUAAAUAUCCUCAAUACUCCAUAACAUGUAUCAGAUUGUCUACAUUCCAAACAUGGCCAACCAGUAUACAACAACACCCAGAAACUAUGGCAGAGGCUGGGUUUUACUAUACAGGCAGCAAUGAUCAUGUGCGAUGUUUUCACUGUGGUAUAGGACUACAGAACUGGGACUCAGAAGACAAUCCUUUUGUAGAACAUGCAAGAUGGUCACAAGAAUGUCAGUUUCUUAAAGACAAAAAAGGUUUAGACUUUAUUGCUACAGUACAAGAUGCUGUCAGAAGAGUACAAUUGGAGGAGGCCUUAAAUACUGAUGGCAUAGCACAAACUUUCGAUAGUCACAAUAGUGACUGUGAAGAAGAUGGAAAUGCUAGAUCAGAGGACAAAGGCGGAGAUUUCUUACCAAGUGGGAAACCUCCAACUAAAGCUGAAAAGAAAAAUCCAUUGCUGACAGAUGCAGCUCAGAGUAUACUAACAAUGGGAUAUUUACCUAAAGUUAUUAGAAUAGUUGUUGAUAGAGUUUUGAAAGAGAAAGGCUGGAUUGGAAUGUCAGCAAGGAAUUUAAUGGAAGAGAUAAACAAAAUAGAAGAGAGUGGUGAAAUACCGAAAUCAGAAUUGACUUUACCGAUAAGUUCUAAAUUUAAACAUUCUGUAGUAAGCAUGGAGAGUAGAAAAGUUCUUUCAAAAGAUAAUGUAAAGAAGAUAUCAGAUGAAAACAAGGAAAUGAAAGAACAGACACAGUGCAAGAUUUGUUGUGAAAUGCCUGUUUCUAUUGUGUUUUUACCCUGUGGUCAUUUAUCGUCCUGUUCCCAAUGUGCCCCGGCCCUGAAAUCAUGUCCUGUAUGCAGGUCAGAAAUCAAAGGGUCUGUCAAAGUCCAGUUCAAAUAAAACAAAGGCAUGUAGUAGCUUAUCUGUCAUUAAUGUUUUUAGAAUAAGAUAAAAUACUUAUAAUGCAUAACUGUGUAUUUAGUCUAAGAAAAGUCAGAUAUAAGAAAUAACAAUGUGUAUGAUAAUAGAAAUAAUUUGUAAUGUUCUUUAUAACAUGGCAUUAAUAUUGGAUUUUUUGUUUGUUUAUUUACUGUGAGUAACUAAUGUUGUUAUAUAUUUUGUAGGAAAUAUGUUUAUCAUUCAUUAUUAUUGAUAUUUGUCAGCCAUUACCGGUUAUCUCAGAUGUUCCUAUAGCUUUGAUGUUGCAAAACAAAAUGUCUUUACAGCUCAGUGCAAAUUGUUGAAUGACAACAAACGUUUUAAUGUCAUAGACUUCUUAGUAUUGACAUGAUCUUCAUAAAAUUUGUUGAAACACAUAAUUGUACACCAUGCCAAAAUAAGUUUUAGUUUUAAUAUGCCUGCAGCAAUGCUUUCAUAGCAUAUGAUGUGAUAGAUAAUAAUAUAUAUACACUAUUGUUUUAUUUGCCUCACAAAUUGAGUUGAAUCUUUGAAAUGAUCAUUGUUAUAUAACUAGUAUCGAUAAUUUUAACAAGAAUCCAGAUUGAUGCAAAAAUUUUGUAGGCCAUUAGCCAUAAUGCAAAAGAUUCUAUGUAUAGAAGAUCAUUUUCAGCUGGAAAUUUGAAAGAUCUAAUUUAGUGUAGACUGAUUAUUUUAUUUACGGGUAUGUAUUGAAUGCAGCCAUAAAUGUCACCUUUUGACUGGGAUUUGCGUAGCAGUACACACGGGAAAUUAAGAUAAAAACCAUGACUACUUCUUGUCAUUAUAAAUCAGUAGACAUAUUUGAAUUGUUAGAUGAGAUUGAAGGUCUGACAACUUCACCCACCAGGAAAAUAUUAUUAUUAUGAAGGGUCAAAAGUUUGUUUAUUUACACAAUAUUGAGUAUGAAUUUAAAUUUUGCCAUGAUUAAUUGCUUUUUAAAUCUUUUGAUUUAUUGCACUUCAUGAAUAGUUGAUAAAAACCUAUAAAUUGUCAGAACACUUGACAAGUACCUUCAGAAAUGUUUAAAACAAAAAAGAAAGUUAGGCUUGCUGAAUACGAUUUUUUUAUAUGUCUUUCAUGAAUUAAAGGAAAUGCAUUUAUGGAUGUUAUCAAUAUUAGAACUUUUGAUUUAUAUAAUUUUUUUUGUGGUUAUGAAUAAUUAUUGGGAAAUUAUACAGGUAAGUGCAAUAACAGAAAUAUCACCAUUCCUGUAAAUUAACAUGCAUAUGAUUACAAUUUUUAGUGUACAUAUUGUAUUGAAAUGUUACAUACAGCUUUGUAGAUUUUUCAUAUCAUUAUUCCAAAAGAUUCGAAAAAACAUUAAUGGCAGAUAAAUAGUGAAAAAGUAUUGGGAAACCAUAUUAUUCACAAUUUGUAUCUGUUAAGUCUGGAUGUGUAGAGAAAUUUUGAAAUGAUGCUAAAAAUAUCAUUGUUUUCUCACUACACAAGGUUAAUUGGUACAAGCCAUCAUCGAUGUGUUCAUGUCAUACCUAGUCAUUUGAUGCCUAUGAUGGCUUCCAGGUAGGAUAGCCUGGUUUUUACUUGAUUUUAUAUUUUUUUGUGUACAUUUGUUUAAUUUACCUUUACAUAAGUGUUGAGUCUUUCAAUUUCAAGCGGGUAUAAAAUGUAAAUAUGUUAUUUUCAAGUUGAGGGGCUUCGGUGGCCGAGUGGUCUAAGUAGUUUCUACUGUAAUCACUAGCCAGUCAACACUGAGGUUGCGAGUUCGAACCCCGCUAGUGCGGAUGCACUGGACUCCAAUCUUAAUUGACUAGGAUUGCCAGUUUUCCUUCCGAAGGUCGGUGGUUUUCACCGGGCACUCCGGAUUCCUCAACCAAUAAAAACUGGCCGCCAGAAAAUAGCACAAAGCAGUGCUUAAAAGUGGCGUUAAAACCCUGAAAAUCAAAUUUUUUUCAAGUUGAUAUUAACUUAUUAUUUUACGAAUCAGUUAUUAAAAACAAAUCAAGUUCAUUAGCUAAGGAAAAUGGUGCUCUUAUAUUUUACAUAUUUAUUUUCUCUUGUUUCACUUAUUUAUAAGGUAACUUAAAAUGUAUUUCUUCAAUAUCCUUAAAUGUCAUUCUUGCUUGUGCAAAAAUAUCUUGUCCCAUCCCUAAUUUAGAUUUUUUUUUCUUUGGAAGUUUUAUUGUUCUGAAAAAAGUAGAAUUUUCUGACUGAAGUUGAUGAUGCCCCUGUUUUUUAAAUAUGCAUUGAAAUAAAACCUGCUAAAAUUCGGUUCUCCAAUAUAUUCAAAAGGAUAAUUAUUUAUAGAUUUCUGAAUGCAUAUUCAUAUGUACUUAUAAACAAUAUUGAUGACAGUUGUCAAUAAUUCUAAAUAAGAUCUUUAACACUACAUUAUAAAUUUAACCAGUUAUAUAGAAAUAUUAAUUAUUUUCAAUAUACAAAUUCUGGAAUUUCCUAAUGUAUCGAGUAAACAAUAUGUAAAGCAAAAUCUUGUUUUUAAGUUGUCAAGAAUGAAAAAGGUUCUGACAUGAAUACACACAUGACUACUACAUGUUUUUGUUAUCACAGAAAAAUACUUAUUUCUGGUGUAUUUAUCCAGCAUAAUGGUAAGUAUUUAUAUUAGCCCAGAAAUAUCACUGAGAUUUAUAUGUCUUUGUACAACAUCAAACUUAAUCAAGGUUACUUUUUUACAAAUAUGUACUGUUGUUUAUAUAAUCAGAAAAAAGAAACAAGUUUUCAACCUUUAUUUUCAUCAUGUUAGAUAGUUUCAAGUGUACCUGUUACAUAACACAUAAUAUCAGAUUUGAUUUAGUGAUACAAUAUUUUAUAAGGCACUUGUGAUUUUUUUUUUAUCAGGAGACUGAUUAAACUGUAUUUUUUAUAUUUUGAACCUUAAAAUGUUGUAUGAAUAAUAAAGUCUUCAAAGACAACGUAAA